GCAUAGCCUCGGUCUCCUUCCCCAUCUCAGAUCGAUCUCGGGGCCUCGACGGCAGGACUGAACCCCGCACAUGUCUCGUCUCCGCUCUCCGGCCGCCGCCAUGGUCCAAUCCCCACUCCAAACCCUCCCCUUCCUCCUCCUCCUCCUGCUACCCCUCCUCCUCCUCUCGCUUGCCCCCGCCGCCGCCGGGGCCGCGUUCGCCGGCCUCGACGCCUUCCUCUUGGCGGCGGCCGCGCGCGACCCCUCGGCCAGCAACGACACUUUCGGCUCUCUCCCCGCCAGCCUGCGCCGCGCGCUCGCCGCCCCGUCCCCGAUCCUCCCGUCGCGCCUCCUCUCCCUUUCCGCCAACGUCCCCGUCAACGUCCGCCUCGGCGGCUCCUCCUUCCCGGCCUCCUCCGCGCGCAUCCUCCCUUCGCUCAUCUCGUCCGCCGUCUCCUCUUCCCACUUCCUCUCCAGCCGCAGCCCGCACCGCCUUGCGCUGUCCCACAACAUCCAUCUCGACGUCGCGGCCCCCGCUGCGUCGUCCGAGCUCGCAACCCGUGCCGGGACCGCCGUCCGCGCCCACCUCGAUGCCUCGCCCGCGCCCUUCCACUCCAGCGCCCUCUCCUCCGUGCCCUACUCGGUUGUCGACGACCUCGUCGCUGAAGAUUACCGACGGCUCGCCGGCUCGGCUUCCGCCCCAGCCGUCUACAUCUACUUGCUCGACCUCGGCAAGCAGCCGCGUCCCUACGCCUACACCGCGGCUUCCUCCUCCGCUGAUGCCCAGUCGCCUGGGUUCUCCCGCUGCCUCGCGCCUGUCUGGGCUGGCAAGGAGCGCUACAUUUGGAUCGACUUGGGUGCAGGGCCGGUUGACUACGGCCCGGCGCUCUCCGGCGAUGGCGUUCUCCCUCGUGGUGAGUUUCAUCCUCUGGCCGCUCUCCAUGGCCGGCCCAAGUCAGAGAAAGCACUCCUCGCGGAUCUCGCCUCACUGGUUCUCAGUGCUUACAAGUCUUUGCUAGUUCCUUCGCUCAGAAUCCCAGUGCAUUAUGAGAGUUCAUUGCUUAUUCGGUUUGUUCACAUCCAUGGUGACGAGAAAGAUCCUGCUGGACUCGAUUGGGGUUUAAUUGAACAGUCCAUUCAGGAUGGAGAUCUGCUCUAUGAUGGCCAGAGCUUGAAGUUUGAUAGGCACAGUGUCAAGUACUCUGAGUGCCCAAUUUGCUCAUUUACAAUUGCCCGCUCAACGCACUCAUUUACAUCCAGGUUCUUGUUUGACAAUUACACGCUGAUAGUGAGUGAGUACUUGGACUCCAAGCGAAUGAGGCAGGUGUUGUCGGACUCAUCCGAGGAGAUGCACCGUGUGGCUGGGGUUCAUGAUGAUGGUGACUAUGACAAGGUUGUGCCAGUUUAUGUGUUUGAUCUGGACUAUGAUAAGCUUCUGAUGCUAGAUAGGUACCACCAAGCUGUUGCUUUCCGUGAUAUGGUGGUUGCUGUGAGGACAAGGAGCUCGCAGACGGUCAGUGACUACAGCUGUAAUGGGCGACAUGUGAUUACAAUGACUAGGAAUCUUGAGCGUCCAAUCAUCAGCUCAGUUCUGCAGACCAUGUUUGGUGUGUCACCGACACACCAGUCAUGGAGCCCUGAGCACAAUGCCACGGUCGUGGAUUACACUUGGAGCACCGGACAUACACCAUUUGGGCCAUUCUCAGAGACCAAAUCACUGUCUUUUGUGCAGAAAGAUGCAGCCCGUAGGAAUGUUCUUCUUACCACCCUGAACUACACAAUCACUAGUACGAUCGAUGUUUUGGAAUCAAUGGCUGCCCAUGGAGGGGAGAAUAUACUCCUUAGAAAGAAAAGGCAUGUUGAGUUUAUUCAAAGGUGGAAUCUGCUCACUUACAAGUUGGAGAAGGUGGUGUCAGCCAUGUCCCGUUUGGAUUACAAGAAGGCAAUGUAUUUUCUGAGAUCUUCAGACCAUGAUAUGUAUGCCGUUUACAUGUUGGUGUAUCAGGCUUCUCAGGAGCUGGAGGCCUCACUUAUCUGCUUCAAAGAUACACCGUUCCCGUGGUUACCAGUUUCCAUGUCUGGAGUUUUCGUUUUUGGUUUCUUUUAUGUGUAUUCUAAGAGGGAUAAAUUGUUUAGAAGCAAAAGGAAGCAGUUCUGAGUUCUGACAGCAGUUUCGUUGGUGGAUCCUGUUUGAAAGUUUUGUCCUGAUGAUAUUAUAGUCGACAUCUGUCAGGAAUCAGGAACUUGCAUCCUUGCAUGGAGCUGUGACAUGACACUGGGAAUGGCUGCAUCUUGUUUCAACAAGAUGAAUUCACUGAUAAGAGGUGUUCUAGAUUAUUUGGGGGAAGUGACACUUCCACAAGUCUUAAUAGGACGACUUCUGCAGAGGGUGGGUGCCUGAUGCAGGUUCAAGAUUCCUAGGCUCCUAGCUAGGUGAACCCUCGUGAGGAUGCUUAAUAUCUUGGAGGAUGUCCGACGAAUGCUUGUCCAGUGCCUGUUGAAGUGUGCGUGCAGCCGUGCACUACAUAAACCCCAGGAACCAGCUGGAGGUGCUUAAUAUCUUGGAGGGUGUUUAGGAUCUUCCAUGGUCUGUCUUGGACGUGAGUGCCCGGGUUUGUCGCUGGGAGUAUUCUUAGGAUCUUUGGAACCAGAUGGGUGGUUAAGUCCGGCUUAGGCUUGUAAAUUGAAGGUUGAAAUGUGGUACAUGAACCAUGAGGAUCUUGAAGGGGGCGCCUUGAAGGCUUGUCUGUUACAUGUUUA
This is a messenger RNA of Brachypodium distachyon (stiff brome), 2739 nucleotides long. RefSeq lists its product as uncharacterized. NCBI's taxonomy places the organism in Eukaryota, Viridiplantae, Streptophyta, Magnoliopsida, Poales, Poaceae. The transcript has 2 exons. Bases 71 to 2137 code for a protein of 688 amino acids. The record is from RefSeq and is a predicted model, not a curated record.